UCUACCCAUAUCGUUACUAUCAUGCAUCGUAACAAGUCAAGUAGCACUUGGAUGGUGCAGAAAUUAAUCGAGCGUGAUCACAUGAAUCAUCAUUAUCGACGGCUUCAUGUAGCUCAGUCCCACUUGCAUCUGAGUAAUUACCGGAAUUCGACCGUUUCCAAAAAUCGACUCUCUAAAUCUACCAACGAUGUACGUUUCGAAGAUUCUUUGCGGGACGUCGAGAAACGAAUGGCUAGUGAUUUUUGUUUGAAUGUCUCACCUCCCGCCUCGGAAAAGAAAAAGGAAAUCUCCGAUAAGACGCUCGACGUUAUGACUCGACACUCAAAAUACUUUACACAACCGAAACAUUUUACACCACGACUUGUACGCAAAAUCGUUAGACCUAACACUUCACCAACCACUCGCCCACUUUCUGCUGUACGCCCGAUGAAAUUGGAGGCCACCGAAAAUGUCCCAGUUAAAAUGGUGAGCAGUGCACGAAAAACUAAGAAGGUAAUUAUCCCGGAGAAUUCACAACGCAACGUCUCCGACGACUCUGCUUUUGGAGAUGAACAAUCCAUAGAAUCUUCAAUAAGCUCAUCUAGCAGUGAAAGUUCAGAGGAAAUGGAUGUUUUCAACAUCAAAGAAUGGCUAAGAGAACAGGAAGAAGAGAACUGCUACAUGCAGCUGAUGUGUGACAUCACGGCAGACCUUCUUCAGAGGAGUCUCUGCACUAAUGGAAACAUGAAGGAGAUCAUAGCGAUCUAUAUAAGAAAAUCAAGAAAGAAAUUUUCAGUAGGCAGGGAGAUUUUGAUGAAAAGACUUUGUGAGGAUUUAAUGAUACCUAAUGAUAACGGCUUCGACGGACAAUUCUAUGGAUCCAAAUGUACAGUGGGGUCUACUACCUAUUCAUAUCAAACCCGUCGAGAUAAACAAGAAGAUAUUAGGAUAUUUUACAACGAAAUCAAAACUACGGACAACUUACCCGAAGUUGCAAUUAAUCAAAAUGAGGUUGUACCUGACAAAAACCAUCGUUACGAAAACGUGGCAGUAAAACGCCCGUCCAUCCUUAAAUCUCAAACAUCGAAAUUGGAAAGUCCGGAACUUGACUGGUUUGAAGAUAAGCCAUGUGCUCCCCUAAAGAACGAAGAAAACGCGUUAAAAAAUUUGGCAAAUUCACAGCAAGCAGCACAAACGAUAAAUAAUACUUGCCAGAAGUCGGACAUUCCGGAUCUUGAUGGAUACUUUUCGGAUUUCACCAACGACACGGAUAACGACAUUGAAGAAGAAUUUGAUUUCGAUUAA
This is a messenger RNA of Daphnia pulicaria, 1284 nucleotides long. RefSeq lists its product as uncharacterized. The record is from RefSeq and is a predicted model, not a curated record. The transcript is spliced from 4 exons. NCBI's taxonomy places the organism in Eukaryota, Metazoa, Arthropoda, Branchiopoda, Diplostraca, Daphniidae. The coding region runs from base 22 to 1284 and encodes 420 amino acids.